AUGCAGAACGAUUCCGACUCUAGCAGUGGGAGUUCUGUAUCACCAGCUUCCAGGUCAUCACCAAUCUCUACACAAACUAUCCCCUUGCUGUCGAAAUUGCCGGCUGCUGAGCAGUCGAGGGUUUCAGAUGAACCAUCUUUGCUAGAUAACAGAACUCCUCCGCCGCGACAGAUCCCAUUAUUUCGCUUUACCCCUACCGCUGAAUCGUGGAAGCAGAAAUCUACGUCAGCAUCUCCUUCAGCAUCACGACCGGCACUAGGGAUUGUUCCUCAGAGUAAGAGCUCGCCAAAGAACAAAAAGGCCACGGACCAGGAAAAGCUGCUAAAGCCAACGAGAAUACCGAAGGAUCGAUUGCUUAGUUUAUUGCGGUCCAAGAGCAAGGUUGGCAAUUUUCAUAAUGUCACAGUGAACAAAGCAGAUAUGCAACAGCUCUCGCGGAGCGGCACUACAAUACCAGAGUUUAUAUCCGUCAAUCAAUCAACAAGAGUACGAACAGCGCCAUCAGAAAAAGUUACAGAACGACCGGGUGAAGGAGGGCACACCAAUCUUGGUGAACUGGCGCACGAAAAGCUAACGCCUUAUGAGGUUUUCUCAAAGAACAGAACUUUUACUUCGAGCGUUAAGAAUCUAUUGCAGCUUGACAUAUCCAACCAAGCUACUAAGCAGGCUCCAGAUGCAAAAGUGCACAAAGAGAUGCCAACUAUUGAAAGUGACUCUACUCAAAGAAGCGACGCUGUGGAAAAACCACCUGCAGCCAAAGAGGAGACCCAACUGCCAUCCGCGAUCAACGAUACAAGUCGGAAAAUCGAAUCUUCAGUUGCCAGAAAGCGCACUUUUGAUGUCGCAAUGUCCGAGGAUCAGCAGUCUGCCGCAGAUGCUGCUUCGCCGAAUAAAUAUUUCAAAGAAGCAGAACAUGGCACAGCUGUAGCCGAAGACCGAGAGCGGAACUCAGAUAUUGUGUCGAUGAAUAAAGAUUUCAAAGCGCCGAGGUCUGAUGCAGUGAUAGCCGAAGACCAACGACCGAAGGCAGGCGCUGCGUCCUUGAAUAAAAACGUCAGAAUGCCAAGAAACAUUGAGGCAAAUCAAGAGCAAGAUCUAGGCACAGAUACAGUGUCGUUGAAUAACAAUUCCAAACCGCAAGCGCAUGGUGAAGUGACUUCUCUUUCCAAAAUACCUAGUGUCGCGUCACUACUGAAUAAUGAAGAGGAUUAUAAUGCCAGAGAUAUUAUUAAAGAUCGAUCUCCAUCCAGCGAAAGUAACAAAGAUAUUCCAGCGGUUGUUUCUCAUACGCGUACAUUAACGGCUAACCGGGAUGCAAAAUCCACCAGUGCUGGUAUUCAUAAAGCCCCACAAGAAAGCUCAGAGAUGAGAAAUAGUGUUGGAAACCAGAAACAAGAACAGUUCAAUAAAGAAAACAACAUUCUUAACCCAGUGCACCCUACAACUGCCAAGAAAAGUAUGGAUUCGGGACCACUGAUGGGUAUAGCAGAGAAAUGGAAUAAUGCCCUACUGCAGGAACCGCCCAAUACUUCUUCUCAGAGACAGGCUUUAGCAGACCUUUUUACUAAACUUUAUCAAAACAAUAUGCUGAUCAAGUCCGAAGACACCCAUUCAAUCGAUGGAAGUGCGAGAUCAACAUCGGGGCUUGAUGAAGACAGAAAGCCCGAGCACCCAGUUGAGGCGAGAAUUGUUACCGAUAUUGAACUUUUCACUAGCGAGAAAAUUAACGAUAAGCGUCCAAACAUUACGCCUCGACAAAAGCCACAUCAUCUUAGAGGUGCGGUGGUUAUUCAAGACACGGCACCUCCUAAGCUCGCUGCCGAUCAACAGUUGGAAGAGGACAAGAACCUUUCGAGGCCUCAACUGUUUUACCUAACUGAUUCCGAAGAGACCUCGACCGACAACGAAGAGCAAUCUCCUAAGGGAUUCGUGAAUCCAGGCCGCAACGAGUCACCGAAAGCACAUUCUUCAGUGCAGCGACCGGUUUCUCAUGGAACACUUCAUGAAAACUCCUCUAUCGAUCGUCCGAUCAGUGCAGGGAAGGAUUCCUUGCACCAGGACCCUGAAGUCGAAAGAAGAAGAAUCAAUCGUGAAUUGGCCAUUAAAGUGAGAGCCAAGUUUGAUGAAAAAUCGUGGUUCAGCAAGAGUACGGUUAUGAACCUGGUUGAGCCAGGAAUAGCGAAGCACUCCUCAAUGGCGUCUCAUCCGAAAGUUAGCGUGACGAAUAACAUAUGCUCGACAGAAAACUAUGAACACUCCCAUGCGUACUAUUAUCAGCAAUUGCAUAAAAGAAGCAAACUAGAGUUUAUUCCCCUAAGAGGUCCACUUGCUGCCGAAUUUGGUAAAGAAGGCAAGCAGUCGCCUUCUAAGGUUCUUGCCGGUUCAAGUCUUCCUAAACAAGUCCGACUACCAGAAAAACGGCCAGGCGAAAUGUGGAAGCGGAGCUGGCGUGCGUUGCUGCAAACGCGCUCUAUAUUGUUUGAUUUUGGUCCAGGUCCCAGCUCCCAGAAAUCUGAUAACUUGCAUAGUAAGCAGAUCGCUCAAUUGAGGCGCAUUUUUGACUCAGAGUUUGGAACCAGGAUCGCUAGCCAACUUGAUGCGGAUGUCGAGAUAGUUAUAUCUAGCGACAACUUUAAGGCAGCGAAAGCGGUUGAGAGCAUACUCAAUGAUCCCCUGAGGGCUUCAGCGCUUAAUAAAAAUUUGAGAGUAUGGUCUAUCGAGAAGGCAUAUCAGUUCCUGGAGAAUAUGGGUAUAAACGUAAAAGAAUGGACCAAACAAGCGAGCGCUACGGAAGAGUCAGUAACAAAAGCUACCGUAAAGCAAGUUCCAAUCUCCAAAAUCCCGGCUACGGGUACGAUGAAAGUCGGUGCAGACAAUGCUAUUGCCAAGGGAGCUGAAGCUAAAGAACAUGUUGUCAAAGGGCCUUUUGCCGGGGAGCGAGUUGCCGAAGAUUCGAACUUUUUAAAAGAAUGGACCAAACGAGCGACCGCUACGGAAGAGUCAGUUCCAAAAGCUACCAUAAAGCAAGUUCCAGCCUCCAAAAUGCCGGCUACGGGUACGAUGGAAGUCGGUGCAGAGAAAGCUAUCGCCAAGGGAGCUGAAGCUAAGGAACGUGUUAGCAAAGAGCCUACUGCCGAAGGUAAUAUUGCAAGAAAACCCCAUACCAGAGAGACUAUUACCGAAGAGCCAGUGGCCAAAGUUCCAGCGGCUAAAGAGCCUGUCGUGCGGAUUUUUGCGCCAAAUAUGGCUCCCCUUACAAAAGCUUUUGCCGUGCAGUCUUCGACAGCACGGCUAGGCGUCAACAAGAUACUAGGGACUAAAACGAGGAUUCGCGACACUACCACCACUACCAAUGCUCCUGAAAAAACUGCCAUCAUCGAGAGUGUCAAGCCGGCACAUAAAGAAUCACGCCAGGAAACCGCACCAACCGGCAGAAAUGCAGUUCAGCAAAGCCAAACGAGUGUGGCUGAAAUCGUGGACAUAGAUAUGGACAAGACUGAUAGCGAGAGCGACGCACUGGAAGAAGAGUUCGAGCCGAUUCUGCGGGAAGCAUCAGAGCAGCUGGAGAAGAAAGACAAGCAAAUAGAAGCUGCCAGAAAGCUCAUCUUGGCUCUAUGUCAAGACGUCAUGAAGAAAGAAUUAGAAAUUACUUCGCUACAUGGAAAACUCAAGGUCUCGGAGCGACAGCUCAAGGAGAAAGACAAAUCAAUUGAAGAUUACACGGAAGCUCUUUACCAAAGGGAGCUACAGCUCAGAAAGAUCACCAAGAAUAAACGCGAUCUAGCCAAUCGCUUUGACUGA
This is a messenger RNA of Torulaspora globosa, 3801 nucleotides long. RefSeq names its product chromatin-silencing protein SIR4 (gene SIR4). Lineage: Eukaryota; Fungi; Ascomycota; Saccharomycetes; Saccharomycetales; Saccharomycetaceae. The record is from RefSeq and is a predicted model, not a curated record. The coding region runs from base 1 to 3801 and encodes 1266 amino acids. The transcript has a single exon.